CCGCUGCAGGGCUGCCCGGAGCCAGAUCCCCGCCCCAGGGCUGCCCGGGCCGGAUCCCGCCGCAGCGCUCCCGGCCCCGCCCCGCCGAGCCCGGGCCUGCCCUGCCGUGCCGUGCCGUGCCGUGCCGAGCCGGGGGCGGGCCGGGGCGGGCGAGGACAGGGCGAGGGCAGCCCGGGUGUCCCGCCGGAAGGUGCCGGGCAGCGGCGGCAUGCGGAAGGUGCGGGACAGCGGCGGCGCGGCCCGGGCGCUCCUGCUCCUGCUCCUCGUGACUGUCUCAAUUAUUGAAACACAGUGCAAAAAUUCUACUGAAGCUCUAAUAACAUACCCUAGGAGGAUCAUUUCCAGGAGAGAAGUUAACUGCAACAAGGAUGAAUACCAGUUAGACACUCAGUGUUGCAAGAAAUGUAAAAGUGGUUUUGUUAAAAAUGUCUCCUGCCCAACAGAUAUUAUCAAACACUGUGUUCCAUGUGAGAAAGGAAAGGAAUUCAUGGAUCACCCCAACGACUUGGACAAGUGUAGGAGAUGCAGACUGUGUGACAGCACAUUUGGUUUGGAGGUUGUAAAGAACUGUACCCCAGAAGAGAACACACAGUGUGCCUGUGCAAAGAACUAUUAUUGCAGUUCUGCAAGAUGUGACCAUUGCCAUCCAUGUACCAUAUGUGAAAGUGGUGUGAUUGAAGAACAGUGUACUUCAUCUUCAGACACUGUAUGUGGAACAAAAGAACUCAGAAUGCUGUGGUUGGCCAUUGCUGUGGGAGUUCUGGUAGCACUGCUAGUGACAGCAAUUAUUGGAGUAAUGUGGUGGCGCAAGAGAAGACAGAACCAUCUUACAAUCAAUGGGCACCCAAAUAGUGUGGUUUACAAAUCAGAGCCCUGUGAGAAUGUACCUCUUAUAGACACAGAUGUGGACCUGAGCAGCCACGUUCCUGCUAUUGUGGAAGAGAUGACACUGAGAGAAGUCAAGACAUUUGUUCGUCACCACCAAGUAUCAGAGCCUGCCAUAGACCAAAGCAUCCAGGAUUGUCCUGGAGACACAUCUGAACAGAAGAUUAGGCUGUUUCGAGUCUGGUAUCAGAGCCAUGGGAUGAAGGGAGCCUAUGCAGCCCUGAUAAACAGCCUGAGAGAGUUAAAAAUGUGUGCUGCAGCUGAUAAAAUUGACAAGAAACUGAAGGCAGCUAUUUCCAGCUCUCAGGAAGGGGGAAAGUCUUGUAAUCCUGACACUGAGCAGAGCAGAACUGGCACUCAAGAGGGCAGAAACUCUUACAAUGAUAGUGCUGAGCUAAGUGAAGUCUGUACUGGUAGUUUGGAAGAGACCUAGCACAGAGUAAUUUGAAAAUUAUUUCUAAAUGAAUAUUUUUUUUAAUAUAAAUAACAAAUCUCCAAAAUGGAAUUUUCAUUGGCAGUUCUGAUUGAACUCAAGUAAGUUAUUAUGUGCAAAAAUAAUAAUUACAAAUUUUGUAGCAAUAUCCUUCCUUUAAAAGAAGUUUUAGCCCUUUUUGGUUAAGGACUGAAAGAAGUUUUAUGACUUGUUUACUAAAAGGUGCAAUAUGAGACUCUAGCUAUAGGAUUCAUUAAAAAAAGGGGAAAAGUUACAAUUAUUUGAAGAAAAGGCAUAGUUUAAAUGCAUAGUCUUGCAUUAUUUAAUCAAUGUAAGGUUUUACUUACAUUAAAAAUGCAGGAUGUUCCUUUUUUUUUGAAGGGAGAACUCUGGUGUUAUGAGUCUCAAAAGUAUACCAGGAAGAGUACUUGAAAAAAAAAAAAAAAGUUACCUGCCUUACACCUGAUGAAUUUGAAAUAGAGGUGUUGCUGUGUAGAUUCUAGUCUGCUGCAAAUACAAUUUCUAUCUUUCAUAAAGCAUUUCUGUGUGUAUAUGUGUGCAAGUUUUCUAUAUAAAAAGCUCCCUGUUCCAGGUAAAAAUUAUUAUCUCUGUUGUUCUCAGCAAUGUUUAUAAGCCUCUUUCAAUGUUAGAACCCUUCAAAGGAUUGGGAGCUGAAGGGUUAACAGCUCAACAGAGCCAUAAUUUCUGGAAGGCAUCCUUCAGAGUGUGUGAUGCUUUUUAAUGCAGAAACUGAUGCAAUGAAAGCAUUUUUUUUCAUUAAAAAGUGCAUAAUACA
Oenanthe melanoleuca is the source of this 2114-nucleotide messenger RNA. It is a transcript of the gene FAS, whose product is annotated as Fas cell surface death receptor. Gene Ontology annotation, molecular function: tumor necrosis factor receptor activity; protein binding. The coding region runs from base 209 to 1318 and encodes 369 amino acids. The record is from RefSeq and is a predicted model, not a curated record. NCBI's taxonomy places the organism in Eukaryota, Metazoa, Chordata, Aves, Passeriformes, Muscicapidae. The transcript has 9 exons. Gene Ontology annotation, cellular component: membrane raft; CD95 death-inducing signaling complex; external side of plasma membrane. Gene Ontology annotation, biological process: regulation of stress-activated MAPK cascade; extrinsic apoptotic signaling pathway in absence of ligand; immune response.